Molecule: messenger RNA, 1583 nt
Organism: Antechinus flavipes (yellow-footed antechinus)
Lineage: Eukaryota; Metazoa; Chordata; Mammalia; Dasyuromorphia; Dasyuridae
Gene: SNX32
Product: sorting nexin 32
Exons: 14
Coding region: 163-1347 (394 amino acids)
Cellular component (GO): endosome
Molecular function (GO): phosphatidylinositol binding
Source: RefSeq, a predicted model, not a curated record
GCGUGGGGCUGGAGGGCGGAGGGGCGGCGCAGGCGCAGCAGCUCGAGGUCCGCUGCGCGCCCCGCCCCUGCGCCGAGGGGCGGGUCUACGCCUGCGCACCAGCUGCUCUGGGACGGCUCGGGGAGAAAGGAGCAGGAGAGUGGAGGUGUCAGAGGACCAGUGAUGGAGGAGAAUCCCGACCCCGGGGAGGAGCGCCAGGGAGAUGGCGCCUUGCAGGUGGAGAUCUCCGAUGCUGUGAGUGAGAGGGACAAGGUGAAAUUCACAGUUCACACCAAGAGCUGCCUCCCCCACUUCAGCCAGACCGAGUUCUCCGUCGUCAGGCAACACGAGGAGUUCAUCUGGCUCCACGACGCUUACACUGACAACGAGGACUACGCGGGCAUCAUUAUCCCCCCGGCUCCCCCCAAACCAGACUUUGAGGCUUCGCGGGAAAAGCUGCAGAGGCUGGGGGAGGGGGACAGCUCGGUCACCAGGGAAGAGUUUGCCAAAAUGAAGCAAGAACUAGAGGGGGAGUACCUGGCCAUCUUUAAGAAGACAGUAGCCAUGCACGAGGUGUUCCUCCAGCGCCUGGCUGCCCAUCCCACGCUGCGCCGGGACCACAACCUCUAUGUCUUCUUGGAGUACGGCCAAGAUCUGAGUGUUCGUGGGAAGAAUAAGAAGGAGCUGUUCGGGGGGUUCAUCAGGAACAUUGUGAAGUCGGCAGACGAAGCCCUCAUUACCGGAGUGUCAGGACUGAAGGAGGUGGACGAGUUCUUCGAGCACGAGAGGACCUUCUUGCUGGAGUACCACGCUCGAAUCCGGGACGCCUGCCUGCGAGCCGACCGCGUCAUGCGCUCCCACAAGUGCUUGGCCGAGGACUACAUCCCCAUCUCCGCGGCGCUGAGCAGCCUGGGCACCCAGGAAGUCAACCAGUUAAAGACGAGCUUUCUAAAACUGGCUGAACUCUUUGAACGUCUGAGGAAGCUGGAGGGCCGGGUGGCCUCCGACGAGGACCUGAAGCUCUCCGACAUGCUCCACUACUACAUGAGGGAUGCCCAAGCAGCCAAGGACCUGCUCUAUCGGCGGCUGCGGGCGCUGGCCGACUACGAGAAUGCCAACAAGGCCCUGGACAAAGCCCGGAUGAGGAACCGCGAGGUGCGGUCGGCGGAGACGCACCAGCAGCUGUGCUGCCGCCGCUUCGAGCGCCUCUCGGACUCGGCCAAGCAGGAGCUCACUGACUUUAAGGCUCGCCGAGGCUCUGCUUUCCGAAAGAACCUCAUCGAGUUGGCUGAACUGGAACUCAAACACGCCAAGGCCAGUACGCUUCUUCUAAGAAACACCCUCAUUGCCCUCAAGGGGGAACCCUAGCAUCCUCCCCUACCCGCCAAUCCACAGCCUUCCCUACUCUGGACACGUGGACCACGAGGGGCUGCUGGGGGUGACGGGCAUCCACCACCCCUGAACCUAGAGUGGCCCUCAGCCAGGGCUGCAGGAACAGCCCGGGGGCUUCUGGACAGUAACUGCCCUGGCCCUCCAGAGGUCAGCCCCAUCCACACCCGUGUAAACUUCCCUUCACUAAUGGAAAUAAAAGUUCUUGCUCUGAA